Messenger RNA from Loxodonta africana (African savanna elephant), 2560 nucleotides. It is a transcript of the gene CAV1, whose product is annotated as caveolin 1. Gene Ontology annotation, cellular component: perinuclear region of cytoplasm; caveola; focal adhesion. Gene Ontology annotation, molecular function: transmembrane transporter binding; molecular adaptor activity; protein kinase binding. Gene Ontology annotation, biological process: regulation of cytosolic calcium ion concentration; negative regulation of protein tyrosine kinase activity; negative regulation of endothelial cell proliferation. Bases 136 to 672 code for a protein of 178 amino acids. Lineage: Eukaryota; Metazoa; Chordata; Mammalia; Proboscidea; Elephantidae. The record is from RefSeq and is a predicted model, not a curated record. The transcript is spliced from 3 exons.
AGGCGCGCUCCCAGCCACCGCCCGCCGCCAGUGCCUUUUUUUCCCUCUAUACAAUACAAGAUCUUCCUUCCUCAGUUCCCUUAAAUCGCAGCCCAGGGAAGCCUCCUGAGAGCCUUCAUCCAGCCACCGGCCAGCAUGUCUGGGGGCAAAUACGUAGAUUCCGAGGGACAUCUCUAUACCGCUCCCAUCCGGGAACAGGGCAACAUCUACAAGCCCAACAACAGGGACAUGGCAGAGGAGAUGCACGAGAAGCAAGUGUACGACGCACACACCAAGGAGAUCGACCUGGUCAAUCGCGACCCCAAGCAUCUCAACGACGACGUGGUCAAGAUUGAUUUUGAAGAUGUGAUUGCAGAACCAGAAGGGACACACAGUUUCGAUGGCAUCUGGAAGGCCAGCUUCACCACCUUCACUGUGACAAAAUACUGGUUUUAUCGCUUGCUGUCUGCCCUCUUCGGCAUCCCGAUGGCGCUCAUCUGGGGCAUUUACUUCGCCAUUCUCUCUUUCCUGCACAUCUGGGCAGUCGUACCAUGCAUUAAGAGUUUCCUGAUUGAGAUCCAGUGCAUCAGCCGUGUCUAUUCCAUCUACGUCCACACCUUCUGUGACCCGCUCUUUGAGGCCAUUGGCAAAAUAUUCAGCAGUAUCCGCAUCAACAUGCAGAAAGAAAUAUAAGUGACAUUUCAAGGAAAGAAGUAUACCUAUCUUUUUUUUUUGUUUGUUUUUCUUUUAAUUUUCUUGGUGCCAAUUUCAGGUUUCAAGUUGCUAGUACAGCAACAAUUUAUGAAUGAAUAUCUGGGUUCAGAACAAAGAAAUCACUUUCUCUGAUUUCAUAACUAUUAUUUGUCUCUUCUGAGCUAUUUCAUCUAUUUUUUUGGCUGCCUGAAUUUUUAAAAAUUCAUUUAUAUUUUUUCCCUGCCUUUUCAUUUGCAUGUGGAGUAUUUUGUCGGCUGAGAUACGGACAUACUGUUGAAAGAUAAGUUGAGAGAAAUAUGAAGAACUGAGGAGAAAACAAAACAAAACAAACCUCAACUGCCUACUCUAAGAUGUUGAUCAUUUUAUAAGAGAAGACUCUUAGGCUACGGCCACUGGGUACAGAGGUAUGUGGGCAGAUUUUAAGCAAACUCUUCACUCACCAUCUGAAGAGUUAGUGGAUUGCUGCCAUUCACUAUAACGAUCCACUGGGAUCUAAUGAUCCUUGUCAAGUUAGCAAACAAUUUUCUGCAUUCACUUGAUCCGACUAAUGCCUUACCCUUCUUGAAAGCUUAACCUAUGAUACUCUCUGUGCCUGAAUAUUUGUUAUACAGAUAAAAAGGACCCAAGUGCCUUCUUGUUUCUCACAUUUGCCUUUUCAAAUGCGGUCUAACUCAUCAACUUUCAUUAGGUCAGCAGCCUUCCUGAAAACCAAAGUUACAAAUCCCAUUGCCUAGUUCUCCAAGCUUGUGUCUGACUCUGAGAUACAGAGUCUAGUGAAGCGCAUUUCUGUGCCUGGUCAUGCAGCAUCUUGAUCCAUAUCAAAUAUGGUCCACAAUAUCACCACAAAAUGAAUUACGGUAGGCGAAUGGGGUUGAGCCCUCUCUGGGCUGGCUAGGGUAGAAGCCAACUUCCCCUCCCUCUCAUCAGCUGAAUGAGAUCAGCAUGUCUAUUCAGCUUCGUUUGUUUUCAAGAAUAAUCACCCUUUCCGGAAUCCAAACUAAUCCAUCACCGGGGUGGUUUAGUGGCUCAACAUUGUGUUCCCUUUUUCAGCUGAUCAGCGGGCCUCCGGGGAAGGGCUGUCAAAAUGGAGGCCAUUGUGUGAGACUGUCAGUUGUUGCAAAUGUAACCCUUUCAAAGUAAAGCACUUGUAACCCAUCUGUUAUGCUGUGACACACGGCCCCUCCCCCACCAGGAGCUUUGGACCUAAUCCAAACAUCAUUUUGCUCAGAGAGAAAGAAGAUGGGGGAGGAGACAGUCAUAAAAGAUUAAGGUAAUUUUUGCUGGAAUAAGUUCAAAUUCUUCUAAACUCAAACUGAGGAAUUUUACCUGUUAACCUGAGUCAUAUAGAAAGCUGCCUGGUACAUUCAAAAGCUUUUUAUUCCUUCUGUUAGUAUUGUGAUUCUGCCCUUGGGGAUUAUUUUUUUAACCUUCAGUUAUGCAUUUUUUUUUUUUUUUUAUUUGAACUCUGCUGAAUUUUUUGGCUUCUUUCAUUUUUCCUGGCACUUUAAUUAUCAACCCUUACCUACUUUUAAUUUUUUGCAUUAAGACAGACACUGGCAUGGACAUAGUUUUACGUUUAAACUGUGUACAUAAGUGAAAAUGUACUAUAUUACAUACUUUUUAAAAGUAAAGAUAUUUUUAUCUUUAGAGGAAGAAAAUCACUUUGGAAAUUGCUUGAUUCAAUCUGUAAACUGUGUAUCCUAAGACAUGUCUGUUCCACAUAGAUGCUUAGUCCCUCAUGCAAAUCAACCGCUGGCCCAAAAGACAGCUGAGAUUUUAUAGGCUUACUGAUAUAUUUUUCACCUUUUUUUCAUCCUGCAUGUCCCGUAAAGAUUACAAGUCUGCACAAUAAAAAUGUUUAACAGUU